UUCAUCUCUCUUUACUUCGGACCUGAUGAUCUCAUAUUGGAUCAGAAACUUCCCUUGAAGGUUUCAAGCCGAUCCACGUCAGUAGUUACAGUGAAGUUGAAAUCGGACACACACACUGAGGAUCAUCAGAGGCUGAAAUGUCAUCGGCAUUGAAACAAGCAGUUUCAGAUCUCUCCAUCCCGGUCUCAUGGGGACAGAUCAGAGGGAAAGUCUGGGGUCCUGAACACGGUCGUCCUGUGCUGUGCCUGCACGGCUGGGCUGACAACUGUGGCACAUUCAACACCCUCAUUCCCCUUCUACCCAAAGAGUACAGGUAUGUGGCGGUGGACCUGGCGGGUCACGGUCUGUCCUCCCACCGCCCCCCCGGAGCCUUCUACACAAUCAUCGAAAACGUGGCGGACGUACGCAGAGUCGUUGCCGGGCUGCGGUGGACCAACUUCUCCAUCAUAGGACACAGCAUGGGUGGCAGCAUCGCUGCCAUGUUCAGUGCACUCUAUCCUGAGAUGGUGGACACUCUGGUGCUUCUGGACUCUUAUGGAUUCGUGGCCACAGAUUCAAAAGAGCUUCCCGAAGUGCUGAGGAAGGUGAUGGUCGCGAUGUUUCAGUUUGAAGAGAAGCCGGAGGAGAAGAAAAGAGUUUACACUUAUGAGAAGGCGGUCGAGAGGCUGUCGGCUGCAAACCCGACGAUGACUGAGCAUUCGGUGCGCGUCCUUUUAGAGCGAGGUCUAGUUCAAGUGGAAGGAGGAUUCACGUUCUCCAGAGACCUGCGAAUUAAUUUUAAAAACCCAUGGCGCAUGUGUUUGGAGCAGAGUCUGGAGAUGCAGUCGAGGGUUCGGGCCUCUGUUCUCCUUGUUCUAACCGAUAAAGGCUUCAAUAGAACAUUGUUCGAACCAUCUCAAAGGAAGUUUACCUCAACGCUCCUCCGGGGCUUACAGGACCGAAACCACACGGUGGUGACGGUACCAGGUGAUCACCACGUUCAUCUGAACGAGCCUGAAGUCGUCGCUCCCAUCGUGUCUGACUUCCUGCGGAACAGAGCGCGGUCCCAGUCAAACCACGGACAGCACAAGUUAUGAGACACCAACAUACUGGCACCGUGCAGUUCUAUUGUACAGAUGUCUUCUUCUUCUUCGGGCCUUGUCCUCUUUAAUGUGUUUGUCAG
Molecule: messenger RNA, 1162 nt
Organism: Cyclopterus lumpus (lumpfish)
Lineage: Eukaryota; Metazoa; Chordata; Actinopteri; Perciformes; Cyclopteridae
Product: serine hydrolase-like protein
Exons: 13
Coding region: 138-1076 (312 amino acids)
Source: RefSeq, a predicted model, not a curated record